Cricetulus griseus (Chinese hamster) is the source of this 2970-nucleotide messenger RNA. The record is from RefSeq and is a predicted model, not a curated record. NCBI's taxonomy places the organism in Eukaryota, Metazoa, Chordata, Mammalia, Rodentia, Cricetidae.
UGUUCAAAGUCUGGUACCACACAGCUCUGUGACAAUUGUUUUAAAGCCAAUUCAUCUGGGCCAGAAGGAUGGCUCAGCGGAUAAAGGUGCUUGCCUUCAAGCCUGACCACUGAAGUUCAGGAACCGGAAGAAACUGUCCUCUCACCAGCCAGUUUCCUAGGUUGAAGAAGUGAGGUGCGUGCAUUAGGAGGGAAGCAAGCAGUAAAGACGCAACUUGACUUCAGAUAACCUAAAAGAAGUAUUGAUUGCCUGUAGUCAAUCAUAGCAGUUGCCAAGGGGACAAAGCUUCCUUUUAACUGGCUGGGCAAGCUGCUGAAGGAAGAGCUGGCCUCUCACUGAGGCAGUCAUGCAGGCCUGAAAUGACAAGCAGAAGGUUGGCAGGUUUGUCCCUGGGUAGAUGGAUCACCUGAUAGAGACACUGGGGACCAAACCCUGGGAUUGGCUUAAAACUGGGCUGUGUUGAUCCCGUGGCUGGGCUUUGGCAUCCUGUCAAUCUGCUGUCUGCUCAAAAGCCUAGAAAUAGUGCUGGGGCAGUCUUCUGGACUCUGAGAAAGAAAGCAGCCAUGCAAGUGCUCACUAAACGUUACCCCAAGAACUGCCUGCUGACUGUCAUGGAUCGGUACUCGGCUGUGGUGCGCAACAUGGAGCAGGUGGUGAUGAUCCCCAGCCUUCUGAGAGAUGUGCAGCUGAGCGGGCACGGAGGCUCGGCCCAGGAGGGAGCCCCCGAUCUCUAUACCUACUUCACCAUGCUCAAGACCAUCUGUGUGGAAGUGGAGCAUGGGCUGCUGCCAAGGGAAGAGUGGCAGGCCAAGGUGGCCGGUAGCGAAGCCAGCGACACUGAGAAUGAAGCUGUUGAGGCAGAGGAAGCUGAAGACGAGAGGGUCUCUGGGGAGCUGGACCUAGAAGCCCAGUUUCAUCUGCACUUCUCCAGCCUCCAUCACAUCCUUACCCACCUUACCCACAAAGCCCAGGAAGUGACAAGGAAAUACCAGGAAAUGACAGGACAGGUCCUGUAGGCCUCCAACUCUAAGGAAGAUCACUUUACCCUGAGAGAGGGAAGACAGACGAGGACUCAAUGGUGCAUCAGCCUUGGGACCAGAAGGGAAGGCCUGGACCCAGCUGGCAGCAAAGGGGACUUGUGUCUCUGGGAUGCUGCCCCACCUCCAGCUGAUCGAGUUUGUGGACUCAGUUGCAGGCUCACCCUUAAGAUGUUUGUUUUGAUUCCCAACUUCUCCUUAGCAAGUAGUCAAAGUUCACAUCCCACCUCUUGGAUGUCAUUUAGUGCCCAGUGUCACAAGUUAUUUAUCCCAGGAGCCCAAAUUCCCUCAUGUAUAAAACAGAGAGAGAGAUACUGUACCUACCUCACAAGGUUACUAAAAGGAAACACGGAAUCAAAAGCACUUGGCAUGUGCCGACAUUCUAACAGCUGGCAUUGCUUCUAACACCGGAAUAUAUGCUGUGUGUAGCUCUUGCUUUUCACCCCACAGAAGAGGCAAAGGUAGCUGAGUGUGAGAUGAGCUACUCACCCUGUUGAAUCUGAUGACCACAGAUGAGGCUGAGCACAGAUGAACUAUGAACCUAUUUAUUGCAGUCACAAUUAAAAAAACAAAAAACAAAACAAAACAAAAAAACCAUGGUGUGUUGGUGUCUUUUUUUUUUUUUUAAGUACUUUCUCUAAUAUAAUUUCCACAAGUGCAUUCUUGGACACCAAAUUCAUCUGAGUUUCCUAGAAACAAUUUGUUAUAUUCAUACUGUUACCUAAUUUGAAAUCAAGUACCUACUAAUUUUACUCACCUCUAAAACCGAAUCUGAUUAUAUAUAGGUUUGUAAAGAAAUAAAAAGGGGGGAUGAGCAGCAUUUGGAUUUGAUGAACUGUAAAGAAUUGUUUCUCUGUGAGUUCCAGGAUAGCCCAAGCUACAUACUAAGACCCUGUAUUGACAAGCACUUUCUGUCUGCUAGGUGUGGUGUUCUAGUGUCAAAGUUUCAACAGAUUAUGGCAGCUAUCAAGUUGUCUUUUCCAGCAUGAUCCAUCCAGGUGCAAAGGUUUGUCAAACUAUCCAUCCUAUUGAAUCUUCCCAAACCCCACUCUGUAUUGUUACAGGGAGAGCUCAGAAAUACACACCUGUUGUUCUCAUUAAAAACAAUUAAGGGGGCCCAGUUAGAUGGAGCAGUGGGUAAGGAUGCUUGCCACCAAGAUUGAGGACCGGAGUUUGAUCCCUGGAAAUCACAUAAAAGUGUGUCUGCAACACACCUGCCAUGGCAUGUGCCUCUGCACACACCCUAAAUACAAAAUAUAAACAAAAGCCCUUUUGGAGAGCCAAGAGUGACAACACGUAUUAAUCCUAAUGCUUGGACAAACUGAGGCAGGAGAUUGAAAGUACAUGGUCAGCUGGGCUACAUAGGAAUGAGGUCUCAUAAAAACCCAAACCAAAACCAAAUUAAACAUUCUGGUAACUUCCCAGGACUUACUGGGAUCAAACUGAAAUCUCUUUGUGUGACACAAACACUUCAUAAUCUCGCUUAUUUUGUACCCUACUGACACCAGAAGAGUAGUAGGGGAAUGCUGGCAAAGGGUCGGAUACGAUCUCAGACUUUACAGGCAAAAUUGUCACUACUAUUCAAAUCCAUGGUUGCAGCAUUGAAGCAGCCACAAACAACACAUAGACAAAAGAACAUGGUUGCUUUCUUAUAAAACUUUCUCAAUACUGGGGCUUCAGAUAUAGCUCAGUUGGUAGAGUUCUUGCCCAGCAUGCAUGGCUUCAGUCCCCAACACUAUACAAAGUGGGUACUGAAUGGUACACCCAUAACCCUACCACCGGGGAGGUAGAGACAGGAGGAACAGAAGUUGAAGGUCAUCUUCUACUACACAGUGAGUUCAAAGCCAUCCUGGACUAGACCGUGUGCCUCACAAAAAAACAACCCUCCCUAUAACUUUAUCAGCAGUAAGCCAAAUCUGAUUCACAUACUAGU